Messenger RNA from Echinostoma caproni, 405 nucleotides. The record is from the annotation of a GenBank genome assembly. NCBI's taxonomy places the organism in Eukaryota, Metazoa, Platyhelminthes, Trematoda, Plagiorchiida, Echinostomatidae.
AUGUGGGUACUACAAGGGUCAAUCACCCUACAUACGAACAACGAUAAGCCAAUCACCUCACAUCUUCAACAUUUGGUUGUACAGUGUUUCGUUAGCGUUGGUGGCAUGAAGAAACCGACGGUAGCGUUGGACUUGGACGGUGAACCUGUUUUUCUAAAAGGACGCGUUCUCCCACACGGUCAACGGAAAAGUGUCCUAAAAGCGUUACAGAAAAUGAAAAAAGACGGUGUGAUAAGCAAAGUUGAAUCCAGUGCCUGGGCGACCCCGAUUGUCGUAGCGUUGAGAAGUGAUGGUAGGACACCACGGAUCUAUGGAUACCAUCGGCUGACGUUGAAUCCCCGUUUGAGGAGAUGUGCAGCGACCACCAUGGAAUCAGAGGAUUUUAUGCAAACAUUGCAAGGUUAA